This is a messenger RNA of Entelurus aequoreus (snake pipefish), 1159 nucleotides long. RefSeq names its product transmembrane protein 252-like. Lineage: Eukaryota; Metazoa; Chordata; Actinopteri; Syngnathiformes; Syngnathidae. The record is from RefSeq and is a predicted model, not a curated record. The transcript is spliced from 4 exons. Bases 342 to 851 code for a protein of 169 amino acids.
AAUGGGCCUCUAUACACCAAUGUAGAUAUUGCACCAAAAACCAGACAUUUGCAGCUAGAAUAAUCAUUUACCACAUUAGCAAUGUAUAGAGUGUAUUUCUUUAAAGUUAAGACUAGUUUAAAGUUAUCUUCAUUGAAAAGUACAGUGCUUUUUCUUAAAAAAUAAGGACAUUUCAAUGUGACCCCAAACUUUUGAACGCAUGAAGAAUGGAAAACAUAACGUCAUGACUUUUCCACUAGGAUGUGUCAAAGUUCAGACUCGCUGUUUUUGACUGUCCUUGGGAAAGUUGCAGUCAGUCAACGUCCACUAAGAAGUGAAGACAUUUUUAAAGAGAAAGCAAGAUGAAGAACGUGAAGAAGCACUUGUGCUCAAUGCUGCGUGUGGUGAUGCCCUGCUUUGGCUUUGCGUUGAUUUGCAUGGGCGCCUACCUGCUGUCCCAACAGGGCGGCAACGACGACGUAGACUCAUGGGCACUCAUCCUUGCUUACGUCCUGAUGGUGUCAGGCUUCCUGGCCAUCUUUGUCGGCGUCAUUUGGAGCUUCUGCCACCACAUGAAGAGCAAAGUGUAUCGGAGGAGAAGACUACAACACGACAUCCAAGUGUACACCAUUGAGAGAAGACCCAACUCCUUCCCCCCCGCCUAUGAGGAGUCCCAGGGGAGCCACCAGAGUCCACAUCCAGGGGAAGAACUGGUCCUGGAGGAGGUGCAGGUGAUCUUGGGCUUGGCACCUCCACUCUACAGCCAGGACAGCGCUCAGAGUCCAGACUGCACAUGGAGCUGGGAGCAGCCGCCUCCUUACAGUCUGUAUCCUGAGGAGAGGACUGAGGCUUCCUUCGGGAUGUGUGGAUGAGAGAGAGCGGGGUCCACAGAAUGAAGGAAGAGUUCCACACAUGCAUGAUGCACCCCCAAGUGGCUAAGGCUGGGCAUCUGCACAAUAGUGCCGAGAGAUGUGGUUACACGACAUGACAUUAGGCACACAUGGUCGAUCCAAGGACAGCCAGAGAGCAUCAAGACAUUGACACUGACUUGUUUGUGUUUCUAUUGUUUGUAUAAGGUAAUAGUACAUGUACACAUGGUUGCUUCUCCUUUUUCUGGAGUGUGUCAUGUCAUGCUGGACAGUUUACCAAUAAACAACAUUUUCAGAUUUUUGUGAGAAUA